GGCUCGCGCUUUGGCAGUGGUGCUGAGAGGCUCCUGGACGCGGCGCCGUUACUGGCAGUCGGGCGGCGGCGCAGGCACAGCAAGGAGCGCACACCGCGCCUUAGCAGCAGCGGCGGCGGCAGCAGCAGCGGACGCACUCCCGCCGUCACAGCCCGUGCGCUGGUGCGGCCACUGUCGCUGUCUCAGCUCUUCCUUCCUUCGCUCGCACCAUGGCUGAUCAACUGACCGAAGAACAGAUUGCUGAAUUCAAGGAAGCUUUCUCCCUAUUUGAUAAGGAUGGUGAUGGCACCAUCACAACAAAGGAACUUGGAACUGUCAUGAGGUCACUGGGUCAGAACCCAACAGAAGCUGAAUUGCAGGAUAUGAUCAACGAAGUGGACGCUGAUGGUAAUGGCACCAUUGACUUCCCAGAAUUUUUGACUAUGAUGGCCAGAAAAAUGAAAGAUACGGAUAGUGAAGAAGAAAUUCGUGAGGCAUUCCGAGUCUUUGACAAGGAUGGCAAUGGUUACAUCAGUGCGGCAGAACUACGUCAUGUCAUGACAAACUUAGGAGAAAAACUAACAGAUGAAGAAGUAGAUGAAAUGAUCAGAGAAGCAGAUAUUGAUGGAGACGGACAAGUCAACUAUGAAGAAUUCGUACAGAUGAUGACUGCAAAAUGAAGACCUACUUUCAACUCCUUUUUUCCCCCCUCUAGAAGAAUCAAAUUGAAUCUUUUACUUACCUCUUGCAAAAAAAAAAAAAAAGAAGAAGAAAAAAGUUCAUUUAUUCAUUCUGUUUCUAUAUAGCAAAACUGAAUGUCAAAAGUACCUUCUGUCCACACACACACACAAAAUCUGCAUGUAUUGGUUGGUGGUCCUGUCCCCUAAAGAUCAAGCUACAUACACAUCAGUUUUACAAUAUAAGUACUUGUACUACCUUAUUGAUAAGGAAGCACUUAGUGGGCUCCUUAAAGUUCCAUUUGCUAAUGAUUAAUACACUGUUUGGGCUGGCCAGUUUUUCAUGCAUGCAGCUUGACGAUUGAGCACAGUCAGGCAUUUGUAUUAAAAAUGAAAAAUGAAAAAAACAAAUUCAAAACCUAUUCAAAUGGGUUCUAGUUCAAUUUGUUAGUAUAAAUUGUCAUAGCUGGUUUACUGAAAACACAUUUAAAAUUGGUUUACCUCAGGAUGAUGUGCAGAAAAAUGGGUGAUGGAUGAACUAUUGAGAUCUAGCCCCACCGGUAGGAUGGUCCUCUUGUACCCCAUGUGCUCUGACCCAUGGUGAUGAUGACAGACCCUGGUGGCAUGCCUGCGUAUGUUUAGCGUCUGCAUUGUAGUAGAGUGAAACAAGUGUCAGGCUGUCACCCUUCACACAAAUUUUUAAUAGGAAACUUUUACCAGGGGAGCAUCUUUGGACUCUCUGUUUUUAAAACCUACACCAUGACUUGGAGGCAGCAGAGUAGGCUGUGGCUGUGGACUUCAGCACAACCAACAACAUUGCUGUUCAAGAAAUUACCAUUUACGUCCAUUCCAAGUUGUAAAUGCUAGUUUUUUUUUUUUUUUUCCAAUAAAAAGACCAUUAACUUAAA
Messenger RNA from Cynocephalus volans (Philippine flying lemur), 1564 nucleotides. RefSeq names its product calmodulin 1 (gene CALM1). The transcript has 6 exons. Bases 210 to 659 code for a protein of 149 amino acids. Gene Ontology annotation, molecular function: enzyme regulator activity; calcium ion binding. NCBI's taxonomy places the organism in Eukaryota, Metazoa, Chordata, Mammalia, Dermoptera, Cynocephalidae. The record is from RefSeq and is a predicted model, not a curated record.